CUGAUGGAUCUGCAGCUGAGUGACAGUAACUUCCGCCGGCACAUCCUGUUGCAGUACCUCAUACUGUUCCAGUAUCUCAAGGGACAGGUCAAGUUUAAAAGCUCAAACCCCGUUCUAACAGAUGAACAGUCUCUGUGGAUUGAAGAUACUACAAAAGCAGUUUACCAGCUUCUUUCAGAAAAUCCUCCAGAUGGGGAAAGAUUCUCAAAAAUGGUAGAGCAUAUAUUAAAUACUGAAGAAAACUGGAAUUCAUGGAAAAAUGAGGGCUGCCCAAGCUUUGUGAAAGAAAGAUCUCAGCCAGAGUUUCAGCUUGGACCUGCUGAUUCUAAGCCAAUGAGGCCUGUGAGGAAGAGGCCAGCUCCAGAGGACUUCCUGGGGAAAGGACCAAACAAAAAAAUCCUUAUGGGAAAUGAGGAACUGACCCGCCUUUGGAACUUGUGUCCUGAUAACAUGGAAGCUUGCAAAUCUGAGAGCAGGGAAUAUAUGCCAACGUUGGAGGAAUUUUUUGAAGAAGCUAUUGAACAAGCAGACCCUGAAAACAUGGUUGAAAAUAAGUACAAGGCUGUGAACAACUCUAACUAUGGCUGGAGAGCACUGAGGCUUCUAGCACGCAGAAGUCCACACUUCUUCCAGCCAACAAACCAACAGUUCAAGAGUUUACCUGAAUAUCUAGAAAACAUGGUAAUCAAAUUAGCCAAGGAGCUGCCUCCUCCUUCUGAAGAAAUAAAAACAGGCGAGGAUGAAGAUGAGGAAGAUAAUGAUGCUUUAUUAAAGGAAAACAAUGAAAGCCCAGAGGUGCAGCAGGACAAGGCCAUGACGGGCGAGCAGAUCGAGGCCUUGGCGGCCAGGCUGGGCGAGCACUGGAGGGCCCUGGCCCCCUACCUGGAGAUGAAGGAGCCCGACAUCCGGCAGAUCGAGGCGGACAGCGAGGACGUGAGGAUGAGAGCCAAGCAGCUGCUGGUGGCCUGGCAGGACCAGGAGGGGGCACACGCCACCCCCGAGAACCUGGUGGCGGCGCUGGGCAGGGCGGGGCUGGGCGAGCUCGCCGAG
Messenger RNA from Merops nubicus (carmine bee-eater), 1050 nucleotides. It is a transcript of the gene THOC1, whose product is annotated as THO complex 1. The transcript is spliced from 11 exons. The annotation marks the transcript as partial. The record is from RefSeq and is a predicted model, not a curated record. Gene Ontology annotation, biological process: mRNA export from nucleus; regulation of DNA-templated transcription elongation; signal transduction. Gene Ontology annotation, cellular component: THO complex part of transcription export complex. Gene Ontology annotation, molecular function: protein binding. Lineage: Eukaryota; Metazoa; Chordata; Aves; Coraciiformes; Meropidae.